Messenger RNA from Fomitopsis serialis, 810 nucleotides. RefSeq names its product defective in Cullin neddylation protein 1. The transcript has 7 exons. NCBI's taxonomy places the organism in Eukaryota, Fungi, Basidiomycota, Agaricomycetes, Polyporales, Fomitopsidaceae. Gene Ontology annotation, cellular component: ubiquitin ligase complex. Gene Ontology annotation, biological process: protein neddylation; positive regulation of ubiquitin-protein transferase activity. Gene Ontology annotation, molecular function: ubiquitin-like protein binding; cullin family protein binding; ubiquitin conjugating enzyme binding. The record is from RefSeq and is a predicted model, not a curated record. Bases 1 to 810 code for a protein of 269 amino acids.
AUGGCUGCGAACGUUGACCAGUUCGUUGCCAUAACGGGUGCUCCGACCCGCGACGCGAAACGCUUCCUCGAGAAGUACAAGCGGCUCGACGUCGCCAUCGACGCGUUCUACGGCGAUCCCAAUGCACUAGCGAGUGCGCAACGGAGCACCGUCUCCACCACCAAGAUCAACCAGCUCUUCGAUCAGUACAAAGAUCCGGACGGCGAUGACAUGAUCGCAGUUGACGGUACGAUCAGGCUGUGUGGGGAUCUGGGCUCGGAUCCGGCGGAUGUGGUCUGGCUGGCUGUGGCGUACGACCUCAAGUCGCCAAGCAUGGGCGAGUGGGCGCGGAAGGGCUGGGUGGACGGCUUGAAGCGGCUCAACUGCGACAGCAUUUCGGGGAUGCAGAGCCUGCUGACGCAGCUCCGGCAGAAGCUCUCGCAGGACCCGGAGUACUUCACGCAGGUGUACAACUACACGUUUGAGUUCUCGAGGCCACAGGGACAGCGGAGUCUAGGUCUUGAGGACGCGCAAGGGUUCUGGGCGCUCCUGAUUCCUCAUGGCCUGCAAGGUGGCGCGCUUGCACACGUCCAACGAGAUGACGAUGUGGAUAUGACCGGUGAAGAGGGCUGGAAGGAGGAGCACACACAGUGGUGGUUUGAGUUCCUCAAUGAGAAGGGCGGAAAGGGUAUCAGCAAGGACACUUGGCAGAUGUUCCUUGAAUUUGUACGGAGCAUCGACUCCAAGUUCGAGAAGUAUGACGCAGAAGCUGCAUGGCCGUCAACGAUAGAUGACUUCGUAGAGUACGCGAAGCAGCGGGUAUCCUCGUGA